AUGGGGCUAGAUCUUCCUGACGCACCUGACCUGAGUACGACCGAGUUCAGCAAUGCUCAGAACCUUGUGCCCGGCUAUAUGCCUGCAAACACGAAUCAGGCCACGGGCAGUACGCCCAACGGUCACGAUCUAUCUUUCGCGACCUUGCUCAUGGCCGCUGAGCAUGCUCGGCCUCAAGAACCACAGUCUCAUGUCACGCUCCAACAACCAGCCCAUCUCGCGACACCGAUGUUCCCCGUCCAGGACCAAUUUCUAUCCAAUGCCACUCCUCAGACGUCAAUGCAAGCACCGGUGGAUCAGCUCAAUGGCAUUGUUGGAUUCGACUUUGAGGACUCCCUGCAGGACCUCGCCAACUUCAUGGACAACGGCGCGCUGUCCUCUUAUCACUUCUCAUCCAUGAUUAGCGCCGAGCAACCGAUACCAUUCUUCUCUCCCGAAUCUCUCACUCACACAGCUGAUGUGCUUCCGACCACCGAGCCUCGUCCCGCCUCCCGUGCCCAGCCCAAUCCAGAUCAUCCCGAAGAUGCGGGCUCGUUCUCACGCUUCGGCUCGCGCCUGCCCUCCUUACAGCCAGAGGAGAGUCCGUCCGCAACACAAAAUGAACAAUACAGCAGCAGUCGUCUACUGUCAGACAUCACCAUCGAGGAUCGACAGAACGUGUCGCUUAAAUUGGCUGAAUUCGCUCAUGUGGUGCCGAGCACUUUCCAGCUACCGUCACGGCUGGCCUUAUCAAGGUAUUUGGCGGGCUACGUCAACGGCUUCCAUGAGCAUCUUCCUUUCCUACACAUUCCGACAAUAUCAGUAAACAACAGUUGCGUUGAGCUCAUCAUAGCUAUGGCAGCAGUCGGCGCACAAUACUGCUUCGAGGGACAAAAGGGCGUCGAACUGUUUCAUGUCAGCCAGUGUAUAGCCAUGCAACGCAUCCGCCAAAGAGAUGCCAGGUUAGCCGCGUCCCACCGUUCGACUGAGCUGUCGCCGCAGUAUUCCGGCCACGGCAAAGGGAGUGAAAUGACGACAGAAGAAACGCCACGCAGCGGUUCUAUGUCCGGAUGCUUAGGGCUACCCUCUCAACCUGAUUCGGAUUCGGGCAUGCAAAAAGAAGAUCUGAUGCAAACAGCCCAAGCAUUGCUCUUGCUGAUGGCGAUGGCAACUUGGGCCAAACACAGGGAGAUUCUUCGCGAGGCUCUCGCGAUUCAGAGCGUUCUCGCAACACUUGUCCGAGAUGAUGGUUUCAAGAGCCAACCGUUGCCUGAGGACAUAAGCUGGGCAGACUGGAUCCGACGUGAAACCACGAAACGCACCAAGUUUAUUGUCUUCUGCUUCUUUAACUUGCAUACGAUCGUGUACAACGUUCCGUCACUGAUUCUUGCCUCGGAAGUCGACCUGACAUUGCCUUGCAAUGCCUUCGAGUUCAAAGCCCCAACAGCCAGCAAGUGGAAGGAGGUGCGAGCUCGCUCUGGCGCUGAAGUUGGGUUUCAGACUGCCCUGCAACGACUGUUCUCUCGCACUUCAAACGAUGCCAGCACGUACAACUCUUCCCUGGGAAACUACGUCCUUGUCCAUGCACUACUGCAGCACAUUUUCUUUGUCCGACAGAUAUCUCGAUACCGGCUUGAUCACAAUGGCGAUUUACGAUCUGACGACGUGGCUGCAAUUGAGCAGGCGCUCAGGAACUGGCAGCUUGCAUGGAAACGCAACCCAGAAUCGUCACUUGACCCGAUGAAUCCGAACGGUCCAGUCACCUUCAACUCGACGGCUCUUCUGCGGCUUGCCUACAUCCGCCUCAAUGUCGACUUAGGACCUGGCCGAGCCCUUGAUACGCGCGACCCAGUCCAGAUUGCCAAUGCGUUUCGAGACAGCCCGUCAGUAAAGCGAACGCCGAAGCUCGUUCGAGCAGUCCUACACUCUGCUCACGCCCUCAGCAUUCCUGUCAAGAUUGGUAUUCACCUUGUUGCCCAAACGCAGACAUUCAUGUGGUCAAUCCAACACUCCCUCUGCACUCUGGAAUGUGCGUUCUUGCUGAGCAAAUGGCUUGAAGCCCUGAGCCUGCCAGGUUCUGGCCCAGCGAUUACCAACGACGAGCGCAAGAUUGCCACACUGGUCAAGACCAUGCUUGACGAGACUGAAUUUGCGAUGCCAGUGGACGUUGCAAUGGACUCACCUGCUGCCAUGAAAUAUCUGAGUGCAGGUGUCCUAAGAGUAUGGGCACAAGUGUUCCGCGGUGCUCAGACUUGGGCAAUCGUCGACGUUAUUGGGACAAGUCUGAACAUUUAUGCCGACAUGCUCGAGGCUGGCUGA
Molecule: messenger RNA, 2298 nt
Organism: Cladophialophora yegresii CBS 114405
Lineage: Eukaryota; Fungi; Ascomycota; Eurotiomycetes; Chaetothyriales; Herpotrichiellaceae
Exons: 1
Coding region: 1-2298 (765 amino acids)
Biological process (GO): regulation of transcription by RNA polymerase II; DNA-templated transcription
Cellular component (GO): chromatin
Molecular function (GO): DNA-binding transcription factor activity, RNA polymerase II-specific; RNA polymerase II cis-regulatory region sequence-specific DNA binding; zinc ion binding
Source: RefSeq, a predicted model, not a curated record